This is a messenger RNA of Choloepus didactylus (southern two-toed sloth), 768 nucleotides long. RefSeq names its product mago homolog B, exon junction complex subunit (gene MAGOHB). The transcript is spliced from 5 exons. Gene Ontology annotation, biological process: RNA splicing. Gene Ontology annotation, cellular component: exon-exon junction complex; catalytic step 2 spliceosome; nucleus. The coding region runs from base 58 to 504 and encodes 148 amino acids. The record is from RefSeq and is a predicted model, not a curated record. NCBI's taxonomy places the organism in Eukaryota, Metazoa, Chordata, Mammalia, Pilosa, Megalonychidae.
UGCUAGGCGCCGGGCGGCACGUUGCCCGGGCCUUGGGCGGGCCACCCAGGGACAAAAAUGUCUAUGUCCAGCGAUUUCUACCUGCGCUACUACGUAGGGCACAAAGGCAAAUUUGGACACGAAUUUCUGGAGUUUGAGUUUCGGCCGGAUGGAAAGCUUAGAUAUGCCAACAACAGCAAUUACAAAAAUGAUGUCAUGAUUAGAAAAGAGGCAUAUGUACAUAAGAGUGUAAUGGAAGAACUGAAGCGAAUUAUUGAUGACAGUGAAAUUACAAAAGAAGAUGAUGCUCUGUGGCCUCCCCCUGACAGGGUUGGCAGACAGGAGCUUGAAAUUGUAAUUGGAGAUGAACACAUUUCUUUUACCACAUCAAAAAUAGGUUCUCUUAUUGAUGUAAAUCAGUCAAAGGAUCCUGAAGGCCUUCGAGUAUUUUACUAUUUGGUACAGGACCUGAAAUGUUUAGUUUUCAGCCUUAUUGGAUUACACUUCAAGAUUAAACCAAUCUGAAUUGUCUGGUUAUGAAGCUGUCUGUAUAUUUAGUUAAGGGAUGGGUAAGGGAGGGUUUAUUUUUCAUUUAUAAUAUUGGGAUUUUUAUGAAAGUGAAGCAAGUUUCUUUUUAUACGCAAACUGAAAAUAAGAAAAUACAUAAACAGGCUUUCCUUACUUGGAUCCAAGUGUGUUACAGUCCCUACCCAUUAAAUUCUGUAAAUAAAAGCUACCUGUCAUUGAAAUUUCUCUGUAAUAAAACAUAUCAAAGCCUGGAUGAAAUCA